Dunckerocampus dactyliophorus (ringed pipefish) is the source of this 4707-nucleotide messenger RNA. It is a transcript of the gene znf385a, whose product is annotated as zinc finger protein 385A. Gene Ontology annotation, molecular function: zinc ion binding; nucleic acid binding. The transcript has 8 exons. Gene Ontology annotation, cellular component: nucleus. NCBI's taxonomy places the organism in Eukaryota, Metazoa, Chordata, Actinopteri, Syngnathiformes, Syngnathidae. The record is from RefSeq and is a predicted model, not a curated record. The coding region runs from base 596 to 1873 and encodes 425 amino acids.
CUUUCCUUGCCCCUGAAGCUCCUGAUGAAACAAUAGUUGGGAAGUUGUUUGUCAGCUGUUUCUUGGAGAUCACUGCAAUCCCUCCUGGCCACUGGAGAAGAAGAGAAGAAGAUCUUAGCUCUGUAGACUCCCCCUCUGAUUGGUUACCUCACUUCAGGUUCCCCCUCCUCCUUCUGACUCUCCUCUCUCUCUUUUUCUCCUUUACAACUAAAGCUCUACAUAGUGUCUUCAGGCUUACCUGAGCCACAGCUGCAGGAACACUGGACCCCCUCCUCCACACACACACGCACGCACACACACGCACACACACACACACAUAGACACACACCCUGCCAUCAUAUUCACUCUGUCUCGCUCGCACACACACAGACACACGCACACGCACGCACACACACACACACACACACACACACACCGAUAGCUUUUCACCUGGAGAGUGCAGACAUACUGGACGGCAUGUGCAACAGCAGUUUCUCUUCACAUGAGCCUCUUUGAGUUGACUCCUUCUGGAUUGUGGAGGACAACUCUGAGGACGGACUAUUGAGCUAUUUGUCUAAAGGACUCAGAUACGGGCGCACCAGAGCCAACGCACAGCAUGAUUUUGGGAGGUAUAAAUCGUGCCGGGGCAGCGGUGCCAACAUUCUUGCGCACCCCAACGGUGAUCCAGCCCCACUUGGACAUGAAGCCCUUCUUGCAGUUUCCUAUGGAUACUCCUCCUCCGCACAACAUGAGCCUCUUCCACAACUUCAACACAAUGGACCCAGUGCAGAAGGCUGUGAUCAACCACACCUUCGGAGUUCCACUGGUCAAGACCAAGCGGCCGAUCAUUUCCUGUAACGUCUGCCAGAUCCGUUUCAACUCAGAGAGCCAAGCAGAAGCCCAUUACAAAGGAAACCGCCAUGCCAGGAGAGUCAAAGGCAUUGAGACCUCCAAGAGUCGCUGUCAAGAUGGGGAUAAGCCCUCACAUACUGUGACCCCCACCGCCUCCCCAUCUCCUCCUGGAGCCCUGGGCAAUGCCACUGAUAGUGAGUCCUGUAAACAAGAAGAAACACUAUCACUGUUAAAUGGGCCCCAGCUGGCGCCGGGACCUCUGGCCCCUCUGAUCACCCCACCUACCCCACCCAUGGACUCCCCCUCUGUAUGCCCCGUCUUGCCCACUUCCACACCUCCCAUUAGCUCCACUUCUUCCUCCUCACCAAGCUGCAGCCUCCCCAACUCAGAGCAGUUGGCCACCGGCAGUCCACCAAGCCCAGAAACAGAGGAGGACAAAGCAAAGAAGCUGCUUUACUGCUCCUUGUGCAAGGUGGCAGUCAAUUCCUUGUCACAACUGGAAGCUCACAACAAAGGUACCAAACACAAAACCAUCUUGGAAGCACGAAGCGGGCUGGGCCCCAUCAAGGCAUAUCCACGCCUUGGCCCCAAGCCUAGUGGGGAACAGGGAUGCGGGCCGGUGGACCCAAACACUCAGGAAAGAACCUUCCACUGUGAGAUCUGCAAUGUGCGGGUCAAUUCUGAACUCCAGCUCAAACAGCACAUAUCAAGUCGAAGGCACCGGGACGGCAUGGCAGGCAAACCAAAUCCCCUCCUCAGCCGGCACAAGAAACACAGGGGAGCUGAUCUGACGUCUUCUCUGAACUUCUCCAAGGAUCUCACCAAAGCUUUGGGGGCAGGACUGCUGCCCAGUCCCUUGGCUGUUGCCGCAGCAAUGGCUGCUGCCGCUUCCACGAACCCGCUGGCUCUCCGUGCGGCGGCUGCUGCGCCACACCCCCACCACCAUCUACUGCAAGGACCGCCUCUCAGUCACGCCAUCCUGAGACCCGCCCCUGGGCCCAUCCGCACCACCCACGGACCCAUCCUCUUUUCCCCUUACUGAUACAUCACACCUUCUGACUUGGGCCUGGUUGGGAUCAGCCACUCCAAAAGCACACUGUGAAGAUACAAACAUGAUCCACAGACAGCAACUGAUCCAAACUUAUUUAAAUAUUUACUGGGAGGGGGGGUCAAUGGCAAGAAGUACAACUUUAAGGCUCUCAUAUUUCCCUUUACCUGAAACUCUUCCUUCAUUUCAGAGACUUGUGAGGGACCUGCCGAUGGAAUGGGCAGAGGACAGAUAAUCAUUAUCCAUUGAACACCCUUGUACAUCCUGUCACUGUGGCCCAGCCUAUCAUGGUUGCCAUAUUAGCUACAGAAAACACACAUGCACACCAUCAAAUCCACACGUAUCUUGGCCAUAUCAUUAUUCUUCUGCCACCAUAAAAAAUAAAUGUGCUCUUCUCAUCCUAUGCACUUCAAAAAACAAAGACGAUGACGUUUCGUCGGUAGUGUAGCUUUGUGGCCACCACAUGUACUAGUGGUGGUUUUGAAGCACUGCAUAUGACCCACAACUCUUCUCUAAUGUGAGUAAUAUCUGCCACCAAGCAGGUGACCUGAGAAAGUGAGGUGAGAAGAGAGUUAGCACGAGUCAUUGGAUGGCUUGACUUUGGGGAAGCAUGCAGAAAGACACACAGGCUUGGACAAAUCUGUGUUUUAAAAUAGAUUGUAGCGACCAAAACAUUUCCACUGGGCAUAUCUGCCAACCUAGUAACAGCAGAGAGGACAGCCUCACCAAGGCCAAAAAAAAGAGUCGUUUGGGACAUACAGUAGAACCAUCAGUGUUCAUAUGAUGCUGGUUGACUUCGUAGAUGACAUGUUGAGCUUGUAUACUGUAUAAGUCAUUGAUAUGCAGCAUGAUUGGUUCAGAAGUCGUAAACAAAACAUGUUUUAAGAGCAGUGAAUACUGUAUGUACAACCUCAUCCGGUCAUUUUCAAACUAGCCAUUUGCCCAGCGCUUUUGACUAUAUGCUAUUUAAAGUAUCUAAUGAAUUUCAUAACUCAUAUUGUAUGAAGCAGCCAAGUUCCAUUUCUGCUUCUAUGUUCUAUUUCCAAAAAUAUUUAUUUAUCCUCCCUAUGAUACAAAUUUGAAGGUUCCACUGUCCUGGAACUGCUGUAUUGGCUGCAUGAUCCCUGCAAAUACUGCACCUUGGGGAGAGUUCACAUCAGGCUUUCAAAAAAAAAAAGACAUCUCACUCACCUUACAUGAACCCAGGUCUUCAAUCAUUGAUUCACACUGUGGGUGGUGAGGUUCCACCUUGUGUGUGCUUAUGUAACCAAGCUGUUCCUGUACGCAACCUCACAUUUAGGUCCUGCAGGGUCAAACUUCUUUAUAGCAGGGUUUAUCUUUUCCAGUCCUUUUCCAUUUUCUCACUCCUCAUCUCACCUUCCUCUCAAGGUUCACAUAGAAGAGAGGACACAUUGAUAUUGGAAAUCUAGCUCUCGAAAGAAAGUAGUAGGAAAAAUAGUUGAACGCCAAAUACAUUAAUGGAACAAUGAUUGAGUUGAACCCCAGUGGCGUCCACUGGGAGAGCACCAACUCAACAUCUUCUCUUACAAAAUGAAAGCCAUAAAAUGUACCAUGACUUGUUUUCUUUCACAAAGACUGCACUUUGUUUGCUUUGGGCUGUUUGGUUUGACUUUGGCAUGAAUAUGAGAGGAGAGUGGCGAUCCACAUUGUGGAUGACCUACAGACUCAGAUAGGAGUCAUGACCGAGCCCGCAACUGAGCUAUGGAGAUGUACACUGUGCCCUUUCAUUGGGAAGCAAUGAGCUCUAAUGUCUUACCUUUUGUCUGAAUAUUGCAAUGCAAUGAGCAUUUUUGUAUUGUUAUCAUUGUGACAUGUUGUCUGGAGUCAUACAUGUAAACUGGCAGCCAGCAGACAGACUUUUCGGUUCUUCCAUCCUUAGGGUGGACUGAGAAAGAGAAAAAGGUGAAAUUUGUUUUCAGGGGUCGACCCUUCAUAUUAAAGGGCCUUUUUUUUUUUUUUGCUUGGGUUAUCUCUGCUUUGGGAACAGGGUACAACACCAGGCAUCGAGAGACAAAAGUUAAAGACUCAUGUAGUUAGUUGUGUGAGGACCAUUAUCAAUGCCAUUACUUCCAGAAGAUGCAGAAGAUGCUGGCCUUGUUGUGUCCUUGUGUCCACCAUUGUGCUCUUUUUUUUGUUGCAGAGCGGAAAUCUUGUUGUUGAGUUAUUUUACGAGUGAGGAACUAUUCCAGGGUCUGUGCUCUCCUUCCUGUUGGUGUGUGUAACAUAUGUGUUCUAAUGUGUGCUCUAAUGUGCGCUCCCCAUGUCGUCGCCACCUGGAGUUACAAAGUGGCCUAAUACAGUACUGGAAAAGCUAACCUUAGAACUUCAUCCAGUGUACUGCAAUCUGGUCUGUCUGUCAAGUAGUAACAAGAUAUUUGAAGCACUCAUCAUCACUUCAUUAUCAUUAUUCACAAAUGGGAGGAAAUAUUCAGUUCUUAUUUUUGGAGCAGGUGUUACAUGUUAGCUGUGUUUAGGCUACUAGCCUUAGCCUUAUUGUGCCCUCAGUCUCUCCUGCAGCACAGAGUGAGACGAGAGGCUAUGAUCUAACUUUUGUCUUGCCAAUAAAGUUAUUUUUGAAUUUCAUUGUCAGACGGACAAAGAGUUUGUAUAGUGAACUGUAGCAAUACCUGGCUCAUUCUGGCUAUUCUUGUUUAUUGCAAUAGGAGAAUGAACAAUACAUGUGUAUGUGAGUAAAUCAUGAUUAUAAAUGUAAUUUAAAAAUGAAAAAUAAACUUUAUGGUCAAUAAUAUUGGUAUCAAGAGACAUCAUGUUGGAGAAAAGUAACUGUCAAUAAAUCAUUAAUCAAA